UGCCUGUAGUGCUAUCCAUUUGCUAGAUAGCUACAGAAUCAAAUGAACAUGCAAGUGCCUUCACAGAGACGCAAUGUGAAGAAUUCCUGCUCACUUGAUCUAUUUUGAGGACCCUUAACACAUUAAUAGACCAUGACUCAAGUGCUAUAAUAAGGAGUACUGGCACUUGUUUUUACAGCUAGUUUCCAUAGAAAAUUAGCUUAUUAGCACUUUUUCAGCGCUCAUUUUUUUGCGUGCCUUUGGUGUCCACAGGUGCAGCUCAAGAGUGAAGAGACCAAAACGUUUGCAAUGAAGAUUCUGAAGAAGCGUCACAUCGUGGACACGCGGCAACAGGAACACAUCCGCUCUGAGAAACUGAUCAUGCAGGAGGCCCAUUCAGACUUCAUUGUAAGGUUGUACAGGACUUUCAAAGACAGCAAAUAUCUGUACAUGUUGAUGGAGGCCUGUCUAGGAGGAGAGCUUUGGACCAUUCUUAGAGACAGAGGAUCAUUUGAAGACUCUACUACACGGUUUUAUACAGCCUGUGUGGUUGAAGCCUUCGCUUACCUGCAUUCCAAGGGAAUAAUUUACCGUGAUUUAAAGCCAGAAAAUCUCAUUCUAGAUCACAGAGGAUAUGCCAAACUUGUGGACUUUGGCUUCGCUAAAAAGAUUGGAUUUGGGAAGAAAACAUGGACUUUCUGUGGAACGCCGGAGUAUGUAGCCCCAGAGAUCAUACUGAAUAAAGGCCAUGACAUCUCAGCAGACUACUGGUCAUUGGGAAUUCUUAUGUAUGAACUCUUGACUGGAAGCCCACCAUUCUCAGGACCGGAUCCAAUGAAGACAUAUAAUAUCAUUUUAAGAGGAAUCGACAUGAUAGAAUUUCCAAAGAAGAUCACCAAAAAUGCAGGCAAUCUAAUUAAAAAACUAUGCAGGGACAAUCCGUCUGAGAGGCUAGGAAACUUGAAAAAUGGAGUCAAAGAUAUCCAAAAGCACAAAUGGUUUGACGGCUUUAACUGGGAAGGCCUGCGCAAAGGAACUCUCACACCUCCAAUUAUUCCUGAUGUUGCAAGCCCGACUGACACCAGUAACUUUGAUAGCUUUCCUGAGGACAAUGAGGACCCUCCCCCAGAUGACAAUUCCGGCUGGGACACUGAUUUCUAAAACUGAAACUUGUAACAUGCCCUGCCCUGGAGUGUCCUGUGUGGUUCGUCAGCGAAGAGGAGAACGGAUGACGUCUAGCCCAGCUCUGUGACACCAAGUUGCCUUCGCCCACACUUCUGUCCUGCGGUGCCACUGGGGGCGUCUCAGCCCCCCGCCGCACCCCACGACUCACGAAAACUGUCCUAAUCAGAAAGACUGGAGUCCAUAUUCCCAACACGGCCUCAGAUAUGGGCUCAGACCACCUCGUGCUGGAGCCGGUGUCUUAAAAAUGAGCCCUUCAUUUUUUUUCUCUCUGCUGUUUUAUGUUUGACUGAUUGCACAAGUAGUGGUUUCAGGUUUUAGGUCUGGGUCCUAAAAACAGAAUCAUAAGUAGAGACAGUACUAUGAUCUGGACUGAGUAUUGAUAAUUUUUCUACGACGUGAGGGUGAGCAAAUGAUAACAGGUUUUGCUAUAUUUUUUUGUGGACUAUCCCUUUAAAUUAUUAUUUGUUUCUUUCUUUCUUUCUUUUAAAGGCUUCUGAAUACAUUUAGUUUGUAUUAUGGGAAACUUGCAAGUUUACAUUUUUUUUAAGACAAUGGGAAUCCAAUCAAAUAAUGAAUUAGACUCAAUACAGUUUGUGCUCCACUAGAGGGCAGGCUUUUUAUUCAAAUACACACUGUACUUCCCCAGAGGAAGGGCAGUCGAGUCGCCGCAUCCCUGAUAAAAUGUGGGUAAGAUCGGAAUUGUGUUUAUGAAGUUACAUAAUCAGCUCUAUUACUGAUACGAGACAUACUUUCUGAAUAUUUUCUCCUGUCAUUUUCACCAAUCAUAUUCAUGACUCGACUCAUUUAAACAAUGACGAGAAGAUUGCCUGUAGUCUAUAAUAGCUUGAACACAAAGUGCUGUGCUGGAAAACCAAUUAUGUAAUCUUAUUUAUUGUAGGGGUAAAACAUUGACCAGGGGUAAAUAUAUAUAUAUAUACACACAGUGGUAAUAUUUUUGUGAUAUUUGUAG
Messenger RNA from Sinocyclocheilus grahami, 2134 nucleotides. It is a transcript of the gene prkg1b, whose product is annotated as cGMP-dependent protein kinase 1. Gene Ontology annotation, biological process: protein phosphorylation. Bases 289 to 1140 code for a protein of 283 amino acids. Gene Ontology annotation, molecular function: ATP binding; cGMP-dependent protein kinase activity. The record is from RefSeq and is a predicted model, not a curated record. NCBI's taxonomy places the organism in Eukaryota, Metazoa, Chordata, Actinopteri, Cypriniformes, Cyprinidae. The transcript has 8 exons.